This is a messenger RNA of Apodemus sylvaticus (European woodmouse), 2304 nucleotides long. Its product is annotated as C-type lectin domain family 2 member D11-like. Bases 28 to 708 code for a protein of 226 amino acids. Gene Ontology annotation, cellular component: external side of plasma membrane. NCBI's taxonomy places the organism in Eukaryota, Metazoa, Chordata, Mammalia, Rodentia, Muridae. The transcript has 5 exons. The record is from RefSeq and is a predicted model, not a curated record.
UGGUUACAUACUGAACCCUUCCUGGAAAUGCAACCAAGUAAUUAUAUUUCUCAGCUUUCAAGUUUCUAUCUGUCUGUGGUGGAAACUCAGCUUUUCAGCUCUGAGAUGAGUGCCACAAAGACUAACCUACCUAUGCUCAAUACCACAGGCUGCCCACAGGAGGGAGAAAUGGAAAAAAUGCUCCAAGGAAAAUGUCUCAGAGUGGUCUCCCCUGAGUCUCCUGCUAAGCUUUACUGCUGCUAUGGAGUGAUCGUGGUCCUCACUGUAGCUGUAGUUGCUCUUUCUGUUGCUUUGUCAGUAAGAACUACAGAACAGACCUCAAUCAAAAAUAUCUAUGCUGCUUGUCCGACCAAAUGGAUUGGAUUUGGAAAUAAAUGUUUUUAUUUUUCUGAAGACCUAAGUAACUGGACAUCUAGCCAGACCUUCUGCAGGGAACAAGAGGCCCAACUAACUCAAUUUGACAACGUGGAGGAGCUAGAGUUCCUAAAGAGAUACAAGGGGAUUUUUGACUACUGGAUCGGCCUGCACAGAGAGUCCUCAGAGGGCCCUUGGAGGUGGACAGACAACACUGAGUAUAACAGCACGGUUCCCAUCAGGGGAGUAGAAAGAUAUGCCUACCUGAACAACAAUGGGAUCAGCACAGCCAGGAUCUAUGCAGAUCGCAGAUGGAUCUGUAGCAAGCUCAACAGCCAUAGCCUCCACUGCUAGAUUCCUUUUUCUUCUGUGCAGCUUUAACCAAGAGAUGCUUCUUAGUCUAUUAUCUAUGGGUGCUACUCUUUCCCCUACUGUCUCACAUUGCUAUCAAAACGGAUUAUGAAUAUUUCCUAACAUCACAAAUGAAAACCAUCUCAGAGAGCUGCACAUACAGGAGUUUACAAGAUCAUAGAUGAUUCUAAGAGAGAUGUUGGCACUCAUUCCUUAAGCCUCAAGUACAACUAACGUUAAUGACCCCCACUUUUAUAAUAUGAAGUUUUUGUGUAGAGAAGUCCUUCUUUUGAAUUUAUGAGACCACAAACAAUGAGUCCCCCAAUGUGCAUGUGAUCUUUAAAAAUGAAAGCAGAAUGGCUGGAGUGGUGACAUGCAUCUGUAAUCCCAGCUACUUAAGGGUUAAACCUGGAGGGUCACAGGUUCACGAGUGGGGACUGAAAGCAUGGAAAUGCCUUAAUAAUGAUAGGGAAGACGAGAAUCAGUCUGUAGCAUCCCAUGAUUUGGAGAAACAUAUCAUACAUGCUUUUCAAAAUUCAAACCAACAUACGGAACAAUUUAAAAAGUGUGUGAAAUUAAGAUUUACUUUACACUCUGCAAUUUGAAUCAUGAGGGAUUUUGGCCAAAUGUUUCUCUACUUUAGUUUUCAAUGUUCCUAUUUCCAAUUAUACUGUUCUAAGUAUACAUAUAAUUACUUAUUAUCCUGUUCUAAGUAUCAUGCAUUUUAUAAGCAAAUGGAUUUUAAUUUCACCAUUUUAUUGGAUUUAUUUUACAUCAAAUGUGAGUUAAACUCCUUAAGCAUUUAAUACUUAACUUUACACUAGCAUGUAUAUUAUUGGGUCUUUAAAAAUCUAUUUAAAAUCUAAUAGAGUUAGCUACCCCAUACCGAUGAGUCCCAAAAAGGAUGAAAUAACCAGCUAAAAAGCAUCUUCUGAUCUCUUCAUCCUUUCUUCUCCCUCUUGUUCUUUUUAAAGACUAUAUAUCAACUUGAUAUGCCAAAAGGGAGGUGUUUUGGGCUAUCCAGGACUUGCAGUUGUGGGAGAACUGGGUUCAGAUGGUGCCAUGUUGCCUUGAUUUCUGUUGGUAACAUUCCUAUGUUUGCCUUUUGCCAUCUGGUUAUCUCUGGUUUUAAUUGGCACUGCUGUCUCUGUCGGGUGCUUGUCCUUUCUGUGAGCCUGCAAGCCUGUCUUAGCACCCUUAGAUGUUUGGCUCUUUCCUGGCACAGAGUUCUGUUGUGCUGCCCAGAUCCUGGGUGUAGGAGGAGCCCAGUGGACCCAGCUGUUCUGCAGCAGCUCUUGGUCCUUGCCUCCUGGCUGAAUCUGCUGCUCAGUCACCUGACAGAAGCUGGAGGUAGUCUGACCUCUAAAGCAGGGAGUUAACUCAAUCACUGCCUGCAGAAUGGAACUCCCCUGGCAGGACUGGUGCACAGAGGACCUUGGAGACACCCAGGCCCUUGGUGCAGGUGGAGCCCAGAUGGACCCAGCUGUUCUGUAGCUCUUGGUCCCUGCCUCCUGGUUGUAUCUGCUUCUAGGUCAUCUGGUCACCAGAGAGAAGAUCAAGCAAAUUCUUUUAAAUAAACAGUACAUAUUUACAGUAGAA